AUGGGUCUUGUAUCGGAACUGAAACUCCGCCGAAAUGACCAUUUUGCCACUUCCCCACAACUAACAUUUUCUAUCCCAAAUGCAAAGCCAAUUCCUUUACUCGAAACAGAAAAUGGACUACAAAAAUAUUACAAAAUAGAUUAUAACGGAAUUAAUCCAACAAAUUUAAAUCAAAAAUCAUUUUCCCCCUCAAAAACCCUUUUAUUUCCAAUUCCCGUUGCUGCAUUAAUUGUACAGCCAAACAGUUUAUCUGGUUGUAAUUGUUUAAAAGGAAAUUCUGUUAAACCCCAAAUAAUUGAGGAAGAUGUUCCAGAAGAGAAUUGUGAAAGUAGAUGUGAAAAAUGUACGGGAGGAAUAAAUGAAGAAAGUGGGGGAGAUGAUGGGAAUAAUAAUUGUUGUGAUGAAUGCCAAAAUAUUUUGUUGGAAAAAUCAAAAAAAGAAGAGGGAAACAAAGGAGAACAACAACAACAACAACAAUUAAUUUUUCAUCAAGAACCUGAAAAUAAUAAAAUUCCGUUAGAGGCAAGUUUAAUUAUUAAUUUGGAUAUACCAGGUUUUGUAAGGAUGAUUCACCUAAAGCAUUUAAAACGCUUAGGCUUGGGUUAA
This is a messenger RNA of Meloidogyne enterolobii, 606 nucleotides long. The record is from the annotation of a GenBank genome assembly. NCBI's taxonomy places the organism in Eukaryota, Metazoa, Nematoda, Chromadorea, Rhabditida, Meloidogynidae.